CAUGGACUCUUACAAUGAGAAACAGCCUGAAAAACCGUCCGACAGCGACGAUGUCGUCGCCAUGGGCUAUGCCGCCGAGGUGCCUCGCAAGUUCACCCUGCUGACGCUGUUUGGCAUCGGCUACGAGAUCUGCGUCUCCCCCGUCGCCCUCAUUGUUUCGCUGGGCCUGUCCAUCGGCAGUGGCGGCCAGGCCACCCUGGUCUGGGGCCAGUUCCUCAUCUAUCUUGUGGCCUUUUGUGUUGCUGCCAGCCUGGCAGAGCUGGCGUCCGCCUAUCCCAACGCUGGCGGCCAGUACUACUGGGCAGCCAUGCUGGCGCCCCCCCCUGUGCGACGGGUGACUGCCUUUGUGGUCGGCUAUCUCAGCUGGGCGUCGGCCCUGCUGGGCUGUGCCUCGUCGCUGAUCGCCGCCGCCCAGAUGGCCGGCGCCCUGUACCUCCUCGGGCAUCCCACCGCGAGUGUCCAGCCGUGGAUGACGUUUCUCAUCUACCAGGCGUUCAACGCCAUCAUGUUCGUCUUCAACUGCUGGGCCACCAUCACGCCGCGGUUCAGCCGCUUCUGGCUGGCCAUCGCCAUCGCCACCCCCAUCAUCGUCUUUGUCGCCCUGCUCGCCCGCACCGAGUCCAAACGCUCGGCCGAGUUCGUCUUCACCGGCUUCACCAAUCUCUCCGGCUGGCCCGAUGGCCUGGCCUUCCUCACGGGCCUCUGCGGCGUCAACUGGGGGUUCUGUGGCCUCGACGCCGUCACCCAUAUGGCCGAGGAGAUCCCCGACCCGCGCCGCAACGUGCCGCGCGCCCUGAUGGCCACCGUCGCCAUCGGCGCCAUCCUGUCCUGGCCCGUCGCCAUCGCGGUGCUCUUCUGCGUGCAGGAUAUCCCCGAGGUCAUCGACACCUCGACGGGCAUCGCCUCGCUCCAGCUCUUCCUGCAGGUCUUCAAGGGGAGCACCGCAGGGCCCAUCGCCCUGCAGACCACCCUCCUGUUGAGCUCGCUGGGGGCGGUCUUUGGCAUCCAGGCCUGGCAGGCCCGUCUCGCCUGGUCCAUCGCCCGCGACGACGGACUCCCCUUCUCCCGCUAUCUCAAGACCAUCGCCCCGGCUCCCUUCCAGGUGCCCCUGUGGGCGCAUCUCUGGUCCUCGCUCUUUGUCGCCCUGCUGGGCUGUCUCUAUCUCGGCUCCAGCAUCGCCUUUAAUUCCUUUGUCAGCGGCACCAUGCUCAUGCAGUAUACCGCUUACUCCGUCUGUAUCUUGUUCUUGAUCUUCUACCGCGGCAGAGACAACAUCCCCCAUGGUCCCUUCUGGCUCGGCAAGCUCGGCCUGGUCUGCAACAUCGUCACUUUGAUCUGGACCCUCUUCACUGUCGUCAUUUACUCAUUCCCCCCGGACUACCCUACCACCCUGACUACCAUGAACUAUGUCUCGGUCGUCCUCGUCGGCUUCACCUUUAUUUUUUCUGUGUAUUAUAUCAUCUACGGCCGCAAGUCUUUUACCGGGCCGCCAGAAUUGGAGUAGUAUAGAAUAGAAAUAGAGAGCAACUGAUGAAUAAAUGUUCAGAUGAGCA
Messenger RNA from Penicilliopsis zonata CBS 506.65, 1553 nucleotides. RefSeq lists its product as hypothetical. The annotation marks the transcript as partial. The record is from RefSeq and is a predicted model, not a curated record. The transcript has a single exon. NCBI's taxonomy places the organism in Eukaryota, Fungi, Ascomycota, Eurotiomycetes, Eurotiales, Aspergillaceae. Gene Ontology annotation, biological process: transmembrane transport. Gene Ontology annotation, molecular function: transmembrane transporter activity. Gene Ontology annotation, cellular component: membrane.